AACAAUUAUCUUACCUUAUCAGCCUGUUAGUCAUUAUCACAGGAGCCUUGAAGCAGCAAAUAAUGGCAAGGGCCGCAUCUUUGAAACGCGAUUUAAGCUUUGAAGAAGCAUGGACCCUUUUGCAGGAAGAAGCCAUUAACAAGCUAAUUGACAAUCUGGAAGGAGUUCAGAAACACGAGUUGAGUUCUGAAGAGUAUAUGCGGUUCUACACAAUAGUGUACAAUGUAUGUGCCCCCGAUCAGGUCGGUCCAAAAGCUCGGAAAAUGUAUGAUCAUUAUAAAAAGACUUUUGAAGACUACAUCUCUUCCAAGGUGUUGCCAUCUCUAAGGGGAAAGAAAGACGAGUCUUUGUUACGAGAAUUGUUGAGAAGAUGGAAUAAUCACACGACUAUGGUCCGAUGGCUUUCAAGGUUCUUUUAUUACCUCGAAAGAUACUUCAUUGUUAGGAAGAAGCUACCUUCACUUGAAAGAACAAGCCAUUUGGCAUUCUAUAAUCUGGUUUACACGGAAAUAAACUAUCUAGUUAGAGAUGCCGUAAUAUCCUUGAUUGAUAGGGAACGAGAGGGAGAACAGAUUGAUCAGGCCACGGUGAAGUCAGUUCCGGAUAUUUACGUUGAGAUGGGCAAGAACACAACGAAGAAGAUUUCAAAGAGUCGAUGAUCAAAGCCACAGCUACGUUCUAUUUUCGAAAGGCCUUGAACUGGAUUGAAAACAAGCCCUACGAGAAUUACAUGCUUAAGGUUGAGGAAUGCUUACAACAGGAGAAAGCCAGAAUUUCAAGUUACUUGAUUUGCACAAGUGAAUCCAAAUUAAUAGAGGUUGUGCAACAUGAACUGCUUACUGUACAUGCAAGCAAGCUAGAAGAGAAAAAAAAUCUUUCUAUAGCAGCUGCUUAAACUGAUAAAUUUGGGUAAACUAUUCAUAUGAUUUUGUAUUCUUAAUUAUUGAAGAAUUAAAGAUGAAUAAGUCAUAUGCAUUGACACUUUUCUGUAUGGAAUAAGCACCAGGCUGCUGCGGUAUUUCUAUUUGGUAUA
This is a messenger RNA of Olea europaea var. sylvestris, 1033 nucleotides long. RefSeq names its product cullin-1-like. Gene Ontology annotation, molecular function: ubiquitin protein ligase binding. NCBI's taxonomy places the organism in Eukaryota, Viridiplantae, Streptophyta, Magnoliopsida, Lamiales, Oleaceae. The transcript has 7 exons. Gene Ontology annotation, biological process: ubiquitin-dependent protein catabolic process; protein ubiquitination. The coding region runs from base 63 to 659 and encodes 198 amino acids. Gene Ontology annotation, cellular component: cullin-RING ubiquitin ligase complex. The record is from RefSeq and is a predicted model, not a curated record.